AUGCCCUCAGCAAGAACCUCAAAGAAUCCGAAGAAAACAAGGACCAAAAACUCCAAUACCAUCUUGAUAAUCGUCUUGCCUUCAUCCUUUGCUGCUAUAUCGUUGCUUCUUCUCCUGGUUUACUGGAUACUAAGGAGACUGAAGAGGUCACCGGAUUCAGAAUCCAGGCCUGUGAACUUCUUCCCCAAGAUAUCCUACCAAGAACUGCUGAAAGCUACCUACUGUUUAUCAUCACAGAACCUCAUUGGGUCAGGCAGUUUUGAGAGUGUUUACAAGGGCACUCUGGGUUCGGAUGGAACAGUCGUUGCAGUUAAGGUUCUCAACCUCAGACGGAGUGGAGCCGCUAGAAACUUCUUGGCUGAAUGCGAAGCCUUGAAGAGCGUCAGACACUACAACCUUGCCAAGGUGUACACCUGUUGCUCACUGUUAACUCAAGCCACAUAACGUCCUUCUUGAUAGCGACAUGACUGCUCGUGUUGGUGAUUUUGGUCUAGCCUGAGUAGUUCCCAUGUUCGGAGCAA
Molecule: messenger RNA, 521 nt
Organism: Salvia splendens (bonfire salvia)
Lineage: Eukaryota; Viridiplantae; Streptophyta; Magnoliopsida; Lamiales; Lamiaceae
Product: LRR receptor-like serine/threonine-protein kinase EFR
Exons: 2
Coding region: 1-444 (147 amino acids)
Biological process (GO): protein phosphorylation
Molecular function (GO): protein kinase activity; ATP binding
Source: RefSeq, a predicted model, not a curated record